AUUUCCACUGCAGGUCUGUCCGAUUUAGCCAAAGAGCGUCGUCGCAUUCAGUGUCUACUGAUGUAUGUUGCUGAAAAGUGCCUGUUGGAUUCGGAUCUUCGAGCUAUGGGUCUUCGAAUGCCCAGCUAUCUAUCCCCACUUCAAUGCCGCUCUGAAGGUGCUCCGAUUUUCGACACCACACUCCGAUUUACUCUGUCUGCGCUAUGGAACCUGACGGACGAGUGCCCGGAAGCAUGUCUGGGCUUUGUGGAAGAAGGCGGCUUGCGUAUCUAUGAACGCGUGCUUAAACGUUUUGCUGAUCAAGAAGAAGAAGUGAAAAAUCACGUGUACACGAAAUGUCUCGGUUUGUUGAAUAAUGUGGCCGAAGUGGAUCAGACGCGCGAGACAUUGCUGGUGGACAGCCUCAUGGAUUUUUUCUUUAAAAUGUUGCGUCAUCCGAGCAUUCACAUAAGCUAUUUCGCUGCCGGCAUCAUCGCUCAUUUGUCGUGCUUGCAAGACGAAAUAUGGAUGACCACUCUUCAUUCAACCAAAGAUAGCUACAUCAAGCUCUUGGGUCAGUCGGUUUGUAGUUGGCAACCACCGCAAUCUGAAAUGGUUGCCUACCGAUCAUUUGAACCGUUCGAACAACUUGUGAUGCAUCCGCAGAGUCGUUUGGAGGUGCAUCUAUGGGCUGUUUGGGCUAUUCAUCAUAUUCUGACCCGCAAAGAGGUGCGCUAUGUACCAGCCCUGUGUGAUUGUCGCCGUUUAUUGGAUUUCCUCCGGUAUGUGGUGUCGGUAGACGAGACUGUUUUGUGCGCGAAUAGUGUCCCUCGCCUGUCUUGCCACUCCAGACCAGAUAACUCGACGGACGAGCCCAUGAUUACUGAUGAAAAAACUGGUACUUCUAGUUUCCCUGGUCAUCACUCUUCUUCCGCUGAAUCGCCCAUUUGGCAAGACGCAAUCGACACUGCUAGCUGCCUGGAUCCACCGUCUGCUGGAACUCAUUUGAAUCCUGGUUGUGCAGGGGACAGCCUAAGUGGAGCAGUAGUAGAAUCAGACUAUAUACCCCGGCGAUUGUCAAGUGCAAGUGUUAGUGGAAAUUCAGCCACCGGUCCUGGUGCACUAGAUCAUGUGGAACCGGUCGGACAGACAGCUGCCGGACUUUCCGCUUCCGCUGGUCCAGAUAGUUGUCAAUUGGAAUGUGCACGUCUGAUCCGCACUUUGGCCGCAGAAAUAGUGCAUGCGGUAGACCGUUACUUGCUGACGUCAGCUGGGGCUUGA
Messenger RNA from Echinostoma caproni, 1260 nucleotides. The record is from the annotation of a GenBank genome assembly. NCBI's taxonomy places the organism in Eukaryota, Metazoa, Platyhelminthes, Trematoda, Plagiorchiida, Echinostomatidae.